ACUAUCGGCUUGUCAGUACGUUGUGUUCCGCGGUGACUCGAAGCAUUAAAGCUGUGCUAGCUGUAGACGAUGCAUCUGCUCGUGGGAUUACUGUUGACUGCCCUUUCUCAAUUCAGCGGAGGCCAGGCUUCGACAGCAAACACAACUUGUAAAGAUGGACAGGGAAAUGAUGUUGACUGGUUCUUCAUCUACAAAUUUCCAGAGUCAAGUGGAGGAGGAACAAAGUUUGUCUACCUGGAUUCCCGCUCUGCACGUUCCAAAUACUGGAGCAUUUCUUCUCAGUUGAUCACUGAUGCUGAUAACCCAGUUGCUAGAAGCAUUGCACCACUUUAUGCUAGCGAGAGACCAGGACGCUUUGCUUAUGUGCUGUACAAUGAUGAGCCAGCUAGGAGCAACAUAAGUGCUUACAGGAGCUCAGGCCAUACCAAGGGCCUUAUCCUGUUCGACGGCAGCAAUGGCCUAUGGCUCGUGCACAGCGUUCCAAAGUUUCCUGAAGGAGCUGCGUAUGGGAGAUACUCGUAUCCCCAUAGUGGCCAGGAAUUCGGACAGAACUUUCUGUGCGUAACUUAUCCAACCAGCCAACUAGAUACCAUAGCAACGCACCUACGUCUUCAAGCCCCAGAUGUCUAUGACGGUUAUGCAUCCCCCUCUAUGCUGAAGCAACAUACUGGCCUCUAUGCUCUUCUUCAUAACCAUUUCAUUCGCAGCCCACCAUGGGUGCUGACUGCAACACUCACAGAUGUGCUUGGAGUGCCCUUCCUCAGUUAUGCUAAGAAUGGACGCUUCAACAAAGAUGUUUACUCGGAAGUUGUAGCCAGGAAUCUCGGCAGCGACCUGUAUGUGUCCACGUGGCUUAAUGGACCUGGAGGACGUUUGCCGUCCGAAUGCAAUGAGCAGUACAAAGUGAUGAAUGUGAAAUGGAUGAAGUUUCCAUUGGGCAAGGGACAGUCCAUUAGCUUCUCCAAUCGUGAUGACCAUAGCAAAUGGGCUGUUUCAACAGCACGCACUAUUGUCUGCAUAGGAUCUCUCAAUAGAAUGCAUUCCCAGUUUAGGCGAGGAGGUGAAACGGUGUGCUUCAAGAAUGAUAAACUGCAUGCACUCCUGCUGUCCAGCAUCAGAGCCUAUGAGAAAUGCCCCAACAUGCAAAUGCGGCCAUAAUCUCUGGGCUCUAAUUUUUGUGUGUGCAAAUCUGUAAUUGUGGUUGUAAUAAUCAAAUGAUAAUAAACAGUAAUAAUCAUUUGAA
Ornithodoros turicata is the source of this 1243-nucleotide messenger RNA. RefSeq names its product deoxyribonuclease-2-alpha-like. Lineage: Eukaryota; Metazoa; Arthropoda; Arachnida; Ixodida; Argasidae. Gene Ontology annotation, biological process: apoptotic DNA fragmentation. Gene Ontology annotation, molecular function: deoxyribonuclease II activity. The coding region runs from base 70 to 1158 and encodes 362 amino acids. The transcript is spliced from 7 exons. The record is from RefSeq and is a predicted model, not a curated record.